Morone saxatilis (striped sea-bass) is the source of this 2568-nucleotide messenger RNA. RefSeq names its product extracellular calcium-sensing receptor-like. Gene Ontology annotation, cellular component: membrane. NCBI's taxonomy places the organism in Eukaryota, Metazoa, Chordata, Actinopteri, Moronidae. Gene Ontology annotation, biological process: G protein-coupled receptor signaling pathway. Gene Ontology annotation, molecular function: G protein-coupled receptor activity. Bases 1 to 2568 code for a protein of 855 amino acids. The transcript is spliced from 6 exons. The record is from RefSeq and is a predicted model, not a curated record.
AUGUGUGGCUGUAUCUAUGUAAUGUUACUGUUUUUGCUUUUUAUGGGAGCCUUUGGAGCAGAGGAAGACACAGCGCUCUGUGAGAUGCUGGGCAGCUCAGAGUUUCCUUUGCUAUCUAAGGAAGGAGAUAUCAGUAUUGGAGGAGCUUUUUCCAUCCACAGCCAAAUUUCAAAGCCUCCGCUCUCCUUUACAGAUACUCCAGAGCAUCUCAUAUGUUCCAGGAUAAAUUUCAGAGAAUUUCGUUUUGUCCAAACAAUGAUUUUUGCCAUUGAGGAGAUCAACAAUAGCAGCUCUCUGCUGCCUAAUAUCUCAAUUGGUUAUAAGGUAUUUGAUAGCUGUGGUUCAACACUGCCUUCAACGCGUGCAGUGAUGGGUCUAAUGAAUGGACCGGAAAGGACUUUGGAAAAAACCUGCUCCAGCCCGUCAUCUGUUCAUGCCAUCAUUGGAGCCUCUGAGUCCUCCUCAACCAUUGUGAUGCUACAAAUUUCAGGGAUUUUCCAGAUACCAGUGAUCAGCCACUUUGCCACUUGUGCCUGUCUGAGUAACAGAAAGGAGUACCCCUCCUUCUUCAGAACCAUCCCUAGUGACUACUAUCAGAGCCGAGCCUUGGCAAAACUUGUGAAACACUUUGGCUGGACAUGGGUUGGGGCUGUUAGGAGUGACAAUGACUAUGGUAACAAUGGCCUGGCAACAUUUAUCACAGCUGCAAGUCAGGAGGGAGUCUGUGUUGAAUACUCAGAGGCCAUCUCAAGGACUGACCCCAGUGAACAAGUUGCCAGGGUGGUCAGAGUGAUCCAGAGCGGAAGUGCAAGGGUUUUAGUUGCCUUCCUUGCCCAGAGCGAGAUGGACAUUUUGCUUGAGGAAGCUCUGAAACAGAACUUGACUGGGCUGCAGUGGGUGGGCAGUGAGUCCUGGAUUACAGCAAGUCAUCUGGCCAUUAAGAGGUACUCAGGAAUCCUGACAGGGUCUCUGGGCUUCACCAUCAGAAAAACAAAGAUCACAGGCCUGCAAGAGUUUCUGUUGCAGGUUAACCCAAGUCAGGACCCUCAAAAUAAUCUGCUGAGAGAGUUCUGGGAAGCCACCUUUGGUUGCAGUUUCCAAUCCAGCUUGCAUGGUCAGACCCAGUGCUCUGGCUCUGAGAGACUACAGGACAUCAACAAUGCUUUCACAGAUGUGUCAGAGCUGAGGAUAUCUAACAAUGUGUAUAAGGCUGUGCAUGCUGUGGCUCAUGCCAUGCAUAAAAUGUUAAAAUGUGGACAAAGUGGUGAAGUGAUGAAUCAGUCAUGUAUCUGGAAAGGUGAUUUUGAGCCAAAACAGGUUGUGAAGCACCUCCAAGAUGUGAAUUUCACUCUGCCAUCAGGAGAAAGAGUGUAUUUUGAUAGAAAUGGAGACCCUGCAGCGACCUAUGAGCUGGUGAACUGGCAGAAAAACCAAGCAGGAGAUACUGUGUUUGUAGCUGUAGGGAGCUACGAUGCUUCACUACCGAAUGGAAAGCAGUUUACCAUGAAUGGAAUAAACAUAACAUGGGCUGCCGAAUCCCCACAGAGGCCACAGUCUGUCUGCAGUGAGAGUUGUCUGCCAGGAUUCCGGCAGGCUGUGAUUAAAGGAAAACCCAUCUGCUGUUUCUCCUGCAUCACCUGUGCUGCUGGAGACAUCAGCAACUCCAGUAAUUCUGCAGAGUGCUCACGGUGUCCACUGGAGUACUGGUCAAAUGAAGAUCACAGCCAGUGUGUUCCAAAGGUGAUCGAGUUCCUAUCUUAUGGAGAAACCAUGGGGGCCCUCCUCACUGCUUUCUCAUUGUUUGGAGCAUGUUUAACACUGGUGGUGUCAUGUGUCUUCUUUCGGUUUCGUCACACUCCUCUUGUCAGGGCCAACAACUCUGAACUGAGCUUCCUGCUGCUCUUCUCCCUGACUCUGUGUUUCUUAUGUUCUCUGACCUUCAUAGGCCGGCCCACUGAGUGGUCCUGCAUGCUGCGCCACACAGCUUUUGGCAUCACCUUUGCCUUAUGCAUGUCUUGUAUCUUGGCUAAAACCGUAGCAGUGGUGACUGCCUUUAAGGCUAAAAGGCCAGCAAACACAGUUCCUCAGUGUUCUGCUCCACUUCAGAGGUCAAGUGUUCUCAGCUGUACUUUAAUGCAGGUCUUAGUUUGUGUGCUCUGGUUAACUCUUGCCCCGCCAUUCCCUUACAAAAACACUACUCAUGCCACUGAAAGGAUUAUUCUAGAGUGUGAUUUAGGUUCGCCUAUAGGGUUCUGGGCUGUACUUGGGUACAUAGGACUUCUGGCCAUGUUAUGUUUUAUUCUUGCUUUUCUGGCUCGGAAACUGCCUGAUAAUUUCAAUGAAGCCAAAUUCAUCACAUUUAGCAUGCUGAUAUUCUGUGCAGUCUGGAUCACUUUUAUCCCAGCGUAUGUCAGCUCUCCUGGGAAGUUCACUGUAGCUGUAGAGAUAUUUGCUAUUCUGGCAUCAAGUUUUGGUUUACUUUUCUGUAUCUUUGCUCCAAAAUGUUAUAUUUUACUAUUAAAACCAGAGAAAAAUACUAAAAAACACAUGAUGGGGAGAAAUCACUGA